Messenger RNA from Schistosoma guineensis, 2119 nucleotides. NCBI's taxonomy places the organism in Eukaryota, Metazoa, Platyhelminthes, Trematoda, Strigeidida, Schistosomatidae. The record is from the annotation of a GenBank genome assembly.
CCAGGAUACAAGCUUGGUUACAGAACGUAACCGAAUUCGCGCGAAGUCACAAUCAAAGUGUAAGAAUAAGAAUGGAAGCACAAUAUAGCUGUCAUUAGCACAGUCAAACAAAAGCACAUUAAAACAAGCACUGGUACAGUUGGUUAUAAUAAUAAUUGUUUUUAUUAAACCAGUCGUGUUCUCGUGAUAAAUGUGAGUCACUACAAGCGUUCCGUUGACCCUCACACUCUGUCUGCGGUCACAUAAGAUAUUUCCUAUCCACUCAUGUUCCUGCCUGAAGGCAUCGGUGAUCCACUGCUACUAGAUACGGAAGCCCAUUAAGCGAAGGUUUCUUCUAUUCCAUCCAAAACCAUUUGAGGUUUGUCCGGAGCGGUUUUCGCACCUAGCGUUACGCACACUUUUUAUUUAUGAUAAUAUGUCUACACGUAAUCCAUCCCCACCUCCAGAUUAUGACGGAAAUGCCAAACAACUUGAUAUGAUAGGUGACACAACUUACAGCAGACGUUGGCUUUUCUCGUUGUUAAUUAAACUUCUGGAAAAGGUUAAUAGUGAGACCUCUGCAACUUGGCUGAGUUCCGACGAAGAUCCCUCUCGUAAGGAGUCAGAAACAGAACUGGAAGAACAGCUGUGCUGUUUGUGGGAUCUAACUGUCAAUCGUGAUGUCCUGAAAUUUCUCGACGAGUUUGAAAUCGUCUCGAUAUUUAACAAUGCUCUGGGGAGUGUCCAAAACCCCAGGUUACUGGAAAUUAUAGUAGGAAUUUUGGGAAAUCUAGCUUAUGAUCCACUUGCCUGCCGUAAAAUGAGUGAAAGUGAAUCGUUUAUUGUCCGUGUAAUAAACUUGCUUUACACAAGAGAUACGCCUGCACUAAUUGAAACAUGCAGAUUAAUUCAAACUGUGCUUGCUUCAGAUGAAUAUAGAACACCUUGGUUAAAUGAAAUCCGAUUUCAGCCAGAGUUUUUUGAAAAUAUACUUUUUAUUUUGAAAAGCUCAACCAAUGCCACACUUUUAAUAGGUACAGUACGUCUCAUUGACGUCAUUACACGUGAAGAUGACAGUUUAGCUGAGGUUUGGUGUGGUGAGCAUCUGCUUACUGCUAUAUUAAUAGCCCAGCACCAAAUGAAGUGGCUUUAUGGCAGCGAAGUAGAAAUCAUUCAUCGUCUACUUUAUACAUUUUCCUCUAAUGUAAAUGGUGUGUCAGCCCUAGUCAAUUCAUUUUCCGAAGUGUUACCUACUUUUGGUGUUUACUUGCGUAAAGUUUGUGAAGAUGCACCUCACCUCAUCCACUUUGUCACGUACUACAAUAGUUUACGAGCAAUCAUCCCGAUAAUAGAUGUCGUUAUAGCUAGCUUACCGUGCAUGGAUGCCAUGUGUUGUUACUUAUCAGGUAAAUAAACUGCUAUAUCGAGUGUACUUUUUCCUACCUUUUAUACACAGCGUAAUUUUUUGUAGUUUCAAAACUGCUCCACCGUAUGCUUACAGAGAAAUAUUAUUGUCUAGGCUGAAAUUUUGAUGUGAUGCCAAAGCUCGGGAAAGUAAAGCUAAAUUUAGGAAAAAAUAAUUUUUUUCUUCCAAUAUUCACUCACUGUUCAUACUUUCUAGAUCCACAUAUCCUUCCUUCUUUAAUACACAUUGCUUGUGGUUGUCAAAAACAAAAGUCUGAACUACCUUUGGUUCGUGGAAUUUUGGCCGAUUUAAAUGUAUUAUAUAAAGAUAUCAUCAAAUCAAUCAGUUCAUGUUUAGAAACAAUGGAUGAUUCAAACAUAGCACCGUUAACUACAGGUGAAUUACAAUGGUUAGCAAACUUGGAAAGUGAUGAUCAAUUUGGAUUUCGUGAAGCGUUUGUAAAUUGUUGUUUAAAUGAUGGAGAUUCUGAAACUAAAGCUUGUCUUAUUUCUGUAUGUAAUCGGCUAAAGUUACCGAAAAUUUUGGAAUCAGUAACGACAGAUGGUUAAAUGUCAGAAUGAAAUGUUUUAAAACACACAUUCAGAGCUAAAAACGACGAGUGGGAAAUGAGGAAAAAUUUAACACCAACAGAUUUUAUGAGAUCAAAACAUCAGCCAAACUUAAUUUGCCUUUGUAGAUUUUCUAUUAUUUGAUUAAAAAAACUCGUAACACUAA